Messenger RNA from Cuscuta europaea, 2592 nucleotides. The record is from the annotation of a GenBank genome assembly. Lineage: Eukaryota; Viridiplantae; Streptophyta; Magnoliopsida; Solanales; Convolvulaceae.
AUACUGAUUUUCCUAUUAUACUCUCGCGCUCAUAUUUCAUGUGCAAACCCUGUUAUUUUUGUUGCACAUUCAAGAAUUCAAUUUGUCAAUUUUGUUCUCGAUCAAAAUGGCCUUUUUUCAGUAACUGAAAGAGAACAAACAUCAUGCGGGCAUGUUAUCCUCCAACUAAAGCGCUGCAAAAUCAAUUCUUCCAAAGGUCUCAUCAGGUCAAUGACAAUCCCUUUACCAGAGCUGCCACUCUCAUCCAAGCUCAACAGUCCCAUGCCCGCAUCCUCAAGACCGGCCUUUCCGGCGACACCCAUCUCGUCAACAAGCUCCUCUCCCUCUACGCCCACCACCAUAGCUUUUCAGACGCCAAUCUCCUCCUUGACUCCCUCCCGGAACCGGACAUCUUCUCUUUCGCUCCCCUCAUCUAUGCUUCCUCCAAGAUCAGUCUCUUUGAUCAAACUCUCAACGCGUUUUCAAGAUUGUUGGCUCAACGGGUCGCUCCUGAUACUUAUGUUCUCCCCAGCGCGAUCAGGGCUUGUGCCGGACUAUCCGCGCUGAACGUCGGGAGACAAGUCCAUGGAUAUGUUUUCACGUCUGGGUUCGGUUUGGAUUCUUUUGUCCAGUCGGCCCUUGUUCAUAUGUAUGUGAAGUGCAAUCACUUGAAAGAUGCGCGUAAGGUGUUUGACACAAUGCCUGACCCGGAUGUGGUUAGUUGGAGCGCCUUGGCAGCAGGUUAUGCGAAAGAAGGGGACGUGAUAAAUGCUAAGGAAGUGUUUGGCCGGACGGAAUACUUUGGGAUUCAGCCGAAUUCGGUAUCCUGGAACGGUUUGAUUGCAGGAUUUAAUCAGAGCGGGUGUUUCUUGGAAGCAGUUUCAGUCUUUCACGAGAUGCAUCUGAGAGGUUUUAUUCCUGAUGGAACAAGCAUUUCUAGUGUUCUUCCUGCCAUUGGCGACUUGGGUGAUUUAAAGAUUGGCAUUCAGAUACACGCGUUUGUGAUCAAGCUGGGUCUGAAACAAGAUAUUUGUAUAGUAAGCUCUCUCAUAGACAUGUACGGGAAAUGUAAUUGUGCACCGGAGAUUAUGCGUGUGUCUGAAGAAACUGAUAAAAAGGAUUUGGGUGCUUGCAAUGCUAUGGUUUCCGGGCUUUCCCGGACCGGCCAUGUUGAUGAUGCCAUCAAGGUUUUCAAACAGUGUAGGGAUGAAGAAAUGGAACUGAACGUUGUCUCAUGGACUUCCAUCAUUGCUUCUUGCUCACAACAUGGCAAAGACAUGGAAGCUCUUGAACUCUUCAGAGAAAUGCAAAUGGCCGGGGUCGAACCGAACCGGGUGACUAUCCCUUGUUUGCUUCCUGCUUGUGGCAAUAUAGCGGCAUUAAUGCACGGGAAAGCUGCACACAGCUUCUCCCUCCGGAGGGGUUUUGUUGAUGACGUAUUUGUUGCGAGUGCGUUAGUUGAUAUGUAUGCCAAUUGUGGAAGGGUAGAUUUGUCCCGUCUCACCUUUGACAAGAUGCCGACCCGGAACCUAGUUUCUUGGAAUGCUCUACUAGGCGGGUACGCGAUGCACGGAAAAGCCAAUGAAGCGCUUGGUGUUUUACACUCGAUGUUACAAAAUGGGGGAGUGAAACCCGAUGCAAUCACUUUUACCAGUGUUUUGUCUGCGUGUAGCCAAACAGGGCUUAGUGAGGAAGGCGAGUAUUACUUUGAUGUCAUGACCAAGGAUCAUGGGAUCGAACCACGACCUGAGCAUUACGCUUGUAUGGUGAGCCUUCUUGGCCGUGCAGGAAGGCUUGAAGAAGCUCACUCUCUUAUUACAAAAAUGCCUUUCAAACCAGAUGCUUGUGUUUGGGGCGCAUUGUUGAGUUCUUGUAAAACCCAUCAUAACAUGCAUUUGGGUGAGGUUGCGGCUAAUGAACUUUUCAAACUAGAACCAACAAAUCCAGGAAACUAUAUCCUCAUGUCCAAUAUUUACGCUUAUAAUAAAAAGUUUAACGAAGUGGACAAAAUGAGGAAAAGGAUGGAAGAUUUAGGUUUGAGAAAGAAUCCAGGUUGCAGUUGGAUUGAAGUAAAGAACAUAGUCCACAUGCUUUUAGCAGGUGACAAAUCACAUCCCCAGAUGAGAAUGAUCAUGGAGAAGUUAGCCGAGUUGAGUUUGGAAAUGAAGAAAUCAGGGGUUUUGCCCAACACAGAUUUUGUGUUACAGGAUGUGGAAGAACAAGAGAAAGAACAGAUUUUAUGUGGACAUAGCGAGAAGUUGGCGGUUGUUCUCGGAAUUUUGAACACUGGCAAAGGGUAUCCCCUUAGGGUUAUAAAGAAUCUUAGAAUUUGUGGUGACUGUCAUUCGUUUAUGAAAUUCAUAUCAAUGUUUGAAGGGAGGGAAAUUUUUGUUAGAGACACAAACCGUUUCCAUCACUUUAAGGAUGGUGUGUGUUCUUGUAUAGAUUAUUGGUAAUACAAUAUGAUGAGGUUUCUUCCCCAAACAGCACUUUGAUUGUCGAUUUAGUUUUUGUGAAUUUUUGUCAAACUGUAAAUUAGGCACAGCUAUUAGGGUCUGUUUGGUAUGUUUUAAACUGGAGGAAAUAGUUGAAUAUUCUAAAAUUUGAUUACAC